Molecule: messenger RNA, 600 nt
Organism: Anopheles darlingi
Lineage: Eukaryota; Metazoa; Arthropoda; Insecta; Diptera; Culicidae
Product: NPC intracellular cholesterol transporter 2-like
Exons: 2
Coding region: 110-562 (150 amino acids)
Biological process (GO): intracellular cholesterol transport
Molecular function (GO): sterol binding
Source: RefSeq, a predicted model, not a curated record
UGUGCUCAUUAGAAGUUAGAUCAUCACACUGUACAGUAUUUAAACAGACCUGCGAUCGAACAAUCAACUACUUCCAUCAGCUCCUCCGCCAGUACAGCUCCUAUCAACGAUGCAGCUCCUUGUCGGUCUAUUUGCAGUCUGCCUACCAGCGCUAGUGCUGUCGGAUGUAAUCACUGUGCAGAAGUGCACCGACGGAACGCUACCCACCGCAGUGGAUGUGCCCGGAUGUCAGUCAACACCGUGCGAUCUCCCGAAAGGACAAGAUGCUAAGGUGCUGGUGGACUUUACGGCCAGCAAACAGCUGACGGUCCUGCGUCCGGAAGUGCGUGCCAGCUUUGGUGGAUUGACGAUUCCCUUUGUACUGCCGAACGAUCGUCAAGAUGCGUGCAAGUGGCUAAUCGGUGCCGAGUGCCCACUGUCACCGCAGGAGGACGUUACGUACGUGCUGCAGCUACCGGUGCUGAGUAGCUACCCGUCGCUCAGCCUCACCGUGGAGCUGAAGCUGCUCGAUCAGAACAACGACAUUGUGACGUGCUUUCAGCUGGCGGCCAACGUGGUCUGAAGUGUACCAAUAAAUCUCGCACAACGAAACAAGUUAUA